AUGCGCGUAGGCGACGAGGGCGAGAGCUUCGUGACAGUGGAGUCGUGCGGGGACGAGUUCCUCGCCAUGCUCGCUGACCUCGCGGACGAGGGGGACGACUCCGCGGACGCGCAGGCGGAGGCGGAGGCGGAGGCGGAGGCGGAGGGGGAGGCGGAGGCGGAGCGGGGGGGGGAGGGGGAAGAGGGGGAGUGCCCCGAUCUGGACGAUCUGGGCCACGUGGCGGUCGAGUUGGAUGAUGAUGACGAUGAUGAUCUCGAGGGUGAUCCAGUGGACGCAUGGCUCUGGACAAGGCUGGGCGGUACGGGAGAUGUAGGUGGCUUGAGUGGUAGAGAAAGCGGUGCAGCGCGACGAAGUACGGUGCAGGGCGAGGAUGCGAGGUGCAGGCGAGUGCGGGCGGAAGGCGGGUCUGCUGUUACUGAUGGUGCGGGGAGGAUGCGAGAAGGGGCCGAGGCCAGGGGGCGAGGAAGCGGGGUAGCGGCAGAGAGGGACUGGGGAGGGGAGGAGGGGGGUUCGGAAGUGGGGAGGAGCGAGUGGGAGAGGGAGCCAUGGGCGUGGGAAGAGUUGGGGGAGGCCAUGGAUCUAGGUCUGGAGGAUGAUGGGCAGACCGAUGCGUGGUCCUGGCAUCCACAGCAGCAGCAGCAGCAGCAGCAGCAGUUGAGAGAAAACAUCGGAGGAGACAAAUGCGCCCACACUCCUCAUCCACACGUCCCCAACGCCACCCCUUCCUCCUCCGCUUCCCCGUAUCCCUCUCCUCCCCCAUCAUCCCUAGCACCACCCCCACCAUCCCAAGCGCCCCCACCAUCAUCCCAAGCGGGGGCAUCAGCAGCAGCAUCAUCCUCUGUGUUGCUGUACCACGAGGCACUGCAGCUGGACCAGGUGGACCUCGCAAGCGCUGCCGUGUUUGGCCACCGCCGCCUGAGGGACGGCCAGAGGCACGCGUGCGAGGCUGCUCUGGCGGGCAGAGACGUCUUUGUGCUCAUGCCCACUGGCGGGGGGAAGAGCCUCUGCUACCAGCUCCCAGCGGUGCUAUCCCGGGGAGUGACCAUCGUGGUAUCGCCUCUCCUCGCCCUCAUCCAGGAUCAGGUCAUGGCACUGGUGCACCACCACGGCGUGCCCGCCGCCUUCCUCUCGUCCGCGCAGACAGCAGCACAAGCAGCGGCGGUGGCGAGGGAGCUGCGCAAGGCGGUGCCGUCGUGCAAGCUGCUGUACGUCACUCCUGAGAAGCUCAUGGGCAGCGCUGCCCUGCAGAGCAUCCUCCGCGGGCUGCAUGGACGGGGCAUGCUGGCUCGCUUCGUGGUGGAUGAGGCCCACUGCGUCAGGUGGAAUGAUGGGGACACGGGGAUGAGGGGAGAUGGGGAGUGGGGAGGCACUGGGCAGGGUGCGGUAAGAACGUUGGGGUGCAGUUGCUUUCGCUUUCUUUCUUUCUUUUACCAUUUCCUAGUUCCCUCCUCCUCCACUGCAACCACUUCCUCUCCCACGCCUCAUGACCCUGGACACACUCAGUUCGUCCCCUUCACCAUCCCCCCUCGUCCCCUCCCCCUUGCGCUUCCAUGUCAUCCCAUGUCCGCCUGCCUCUCAUCCCCCUCCUCUCCCCAAUCGCCCUUCUUUCACUCAUCCCCCUCCCCUCCCUCCCCAUAUCCCCACCUCCACCCUUUCAUGCUCCGCCUCCCUUUCCGCCUACCCCCUUCUCUCCCAUGUUUCCCCCUUCCCCCUCCCAGCCAGUGGGGGCAUGACUUCCGUCCGGAGUAUCGCCAGCUAGCGUCCCUACGCACACUCUUCCCCGGCACACCCUUCCUCGCCCUCACUGCCACCGCCACCCCCGCCGUGCAGAAGGUGGGCAUGGAGGGACCAACUCUGGUAAGAGAUGCCUUCCUUGCUCUCACCUCCACCCACAACUACUCCCCCCUCCUUCUCGCUCUCCCCCUCCGCUUCUCCUUCUCCCACAAUCUCUUCCUCUUUUCCCCCCUCCCCGCCGCUCCCCACUCUCCCCCCUCCCCCUCCUUCCUCCCAUAUCCUCCCCCCCUCCUCCCUCAGGAUAUCACAUCAGUGCUGCGAUUCCCCCCAUCAUCAGCGCACAUAGCCCUCUCCUUCGACCGGCCCAACAUCAGCUACACAGUGCUGCCCAAGCACCCCUCGCACCCCCUCGCACACCUCGCCGCUCUCGUCUCCGCAUGCUUCCCCCCGUCCGCAACUGGUAUCAUCUACUGCCUCUCCAAGCGCGAGGCUGAGAGCGUCGCGGAGUAUCUGCGCUGCCCCCCACACCUGCGCCCAGACGCUGGUAUUCCUGAUGCUGAUGCUGCUUCUGCUGCUGGUGCUGCUGCUGCUGCCGCUGCUGGUGCUGGUGGUUGUGGUGCUGCUGCUGCUGGUGCUAGUGCUGUGGGAAGGGGAGGGGCGGAGGGAGAGGAAGACGUGGAAGGAUGGGAGGUGGAUAUGGAGGGGGUGGGAAGGGGAGAGGUGGAGAGAGGAGGGAUAUCGGCAGAGUGUUACCACGCGGGCAUGGGGAUGCGGGAACGAGUGGCUGUGCAGGGGAGAUGGAAGGACGGGCGCACGAGGAUCAUCUGUGCUACCAUAGCGUUCGGCAUGGGCAUCGACAAGCCUGAUGUGCGGUUUGUGAUCCACAACAGCAUGUCCAAGUCGCUGGAGAACUUCUACCAGGAGUCAGGCAGGGCGGGCAGGGACGGGCUGCCUGCCAGCAGCAUCGUGCUCUUUGCCCGCCGUGACUUCUCCCGCGUCGCCUGCCUCCUGCGCCGCUCCGCCUCCUCCGCCGCCCGUGCCGGUGGCAGGGGUGGGGGCGGUGGUGGGGCGGCUGGCAGGGCAGCGGCGGCGCGGAGGAUGCAGGAGGAGAUGGAGCGGGCGCGGGAAAUGGCGGAGUUCUGUGAAGAUAAGUCCAAGUGUCGGCGACAGCAAUUGUUGAACUACUUUGGAGAGCAGCAGCCAUGUGACACAUGCCCCCCUGAGUCCAACCCCUGUGACCACUGCCGUGGCGUGCACACUCUUUCUUCCACCGCCGCCAUUCCUGCCACUCGCACGCCUGCGUCCACAACCAACACCACGACUGCCACUGCAGCACCACCUGCCGCUGCCAAUGCCACUGUUACUGCCAGUGCCAGUGCCAAGGGAGGUGUUCGUAGGGGCAGUGGCAGCAGGACAGCGGGUGCAGGCAGGAGGGGCCAGCAACGUGGCCGAGGGGGGAGGCGGCAACAGCCGAGGAAGUAG
This is a messenger RNA of Closterium sp. Naga37s-1, 3216 nucleotides long. The record is from the annotation of a GenBank genome assembly. NCBI's taxonomy places the organism in Eukaryota, Viridiplantae, Streptophyta, Zygnematophyceae, Desmidiales, Closteriaceae.